Fusarium musae is the source of this 1731-nucleotide messenger RNA. RefSeq lists its product as uncharacterized. The record is from RefSeq and is a predicted model, not a curated record. Gene Ontology annotation, molecular function: hydrolase activity; DNA binding; ATP binding. Lineage: Eukaryota; Fungi; Ascomycota; Sordariomycetes; Hypocreales; Nectriaceae. Bases 1 to 1731 code for a protein of 576 amino acids. The transcript has a single exon.
AUGAAGAAGGUCAUAUUCACACAACUCAUUGAUAGAAUCGCAACAGCAAAUGAGGACGCGCAACAGACACUGAUAUUGGCGCAUCGCCGUGAGCUGGUGGAACAAGCAGCCAACCACUGUCAACGUGCGUAUCCUGACAAGAGGAUCGAGAUCGAGAUGGGCAAUGUCCAUGCAACGGGAACGGCAGAUAUCACAGUCGCCAGCGUACGAAGCAUAACGUCACAAGGCCGUCUUAAGAAAUUCGACCCGUCCCGCUUCAAACUUUUGCUGGUCGACGAAGCCCAUCACAUCGUCGCUCCAGGGUACCUCAAGACCCUUCGUCACUUUGGAUUAGAUGAGAAGCGACCUGACUCCCCAAAUCUAGUUGGUGUCUCCGCCACGUUUUCACGUUUCGAUGGAGUGAAACUGGGCGCAGCCAUUGACGAAAUUGUUUAUCACAAAGAUUAUGUAGAUAUGAUCUCUAAGAAGUGGCUGUCGGACGUCAUUUUCACGACGGUUGAGUCCAAGGCAAACUUAUCCGAAGUCAAGAAGGGGGCUUUCGGCGAUUACCUCCCUUCAGAUUUAUCCAAGGCUGUCAACACCAGUGAGAUCAACGAUAUAACAGUCCGCAGCUGGAUGGCGAAAGCUCCAGGAAGAAAGUCAACACUUGUGUUUUGUGUUGACGUCGCCCAUGUGGUGGAGCUGACAGAUCGGUUCCGACAGCAUGGCUUUGACGCGAGAUACGUUACUGGAGAGACCCCCAAGAUUGAAAGAGGCGAGACGUUGAACUCUUUUCGAAAAGGAGAGUUUCCAGUGCUGGUUAACUGCGGCGUUUUCACUGAAGGAACUGAUAUCCCAAAUAUCGACUGCAUUAUCCUCGCGAGGCCGACGAGGUCUCGCAACUUACUUGUUCAGAUGAUCGGUAGAGGAAUGCGGUUGCACCCGGGAAAGAAGAACUGCCAUAUCAUUGAUCUGGUCUCGAGCUUGGACACUGGAAUCGUGACUACACCAACGCUAUUCGGUCUUGACCCUGAUAUCCUGGUUGAGAGGGCAACAGUGAAUGACCUACGCAAGAUCAAAGACACUGAGCAUGUCACGACUCAAAAACCUUUGUCAUACCAGACAACUCCCGGGCCUGGAGCCGAUAGUGUCACAUUCACAGACUAUGACUCGGUUUUAGAUCUUAUCGCCGAUACGUCUGGCGAGAAACAUAUCCGGGCCAUAAGCAAGUAUGCAUGGGUUCAGGUCGGAGAAGAAAAGUUUGUCUUAUCGUCACCGAGCGGUUCAUAUGUUCGAAUCGAGCGGGCCAGUAAACAGCUUAACACAAAGGGGCCGCUUUACCGAGCCAUAGAGGUACGAGCUCUACCGCCUGGCGUAGCCAAAGCACCAUACGCAAUGCCACGGGAGAUUCUCACGGCAGCCACAUUCACUGAUGCCGUGCAUGGAGCGGACAGUUUCGCGGCCAAGAUGUUCCCCCACACAUUUAUUCACCGCUAUCAGAAAUGGCGGACACUGCCACCUACACAGGGACAAGUUGAUUUCAUCAAUAAGAUGCGGGGAAAGGCGGAACCAUUGAAGCUUGAAAACCUGGACAAGGGCAAGGCGGCGGACAUGAUCACAAAGCUCAAGCAUGGCGCGCGUGGCCAGUUCGCGAGAAUUGAGGCAGGACAGAGAAGGCAAGAUAAACAGGCCCGGGUGGCCGAGGCUAAGAGACUUCGGGAGCAGGUCAAAGUAGGACCUGUGUCAUCAUAG